AUGGCACCCAAGGUCAGGCAGCAAGUUGAGGCAGUGUCUCUUGGGCCUCAAGUGCGCGAGGGCGAGAUCGUGUUCGGCGUCGCGCACAUCUAUGCCUCCUUCAACGACACCUUCGUUCAUGUGACGGACCUGUCCGGACGCGAAACGAUCAUGCGCGUCACGGGUGGGAUGAAAGUGAAGGCCGACCGCGAUGAGUCAUCUCCGUAUGCAGCCAUGUUGGCGGCGCAGGACGUUGCUGCACGGUGCAAGGAACUCGGCAUCGGUGCGCUCCACAUCAAGCUCAGGGCAACGGGUGGCACGAAGACCCGCACGCCCGGUCCAGGUGCGCAAAGCGCCCUCCGAGCCUUGGCACGCUCCGGGAUGAAGAUCGGCCGCAUCGAGGAUGUGACCCCCAUCCCUACGGACUGCACCCGCCGCAAAUGUGGACGUCGCGGCCGCAUCGCGCCAGCCAUGGAGUGUCUCGGUCGCCCAGCACAGAUCGCAUCACGUCUCGGGAUAACGGACAUGAAGCAGGUCCGGGAGAGUUCAGCCAAGUCUUUGGGAGUGGAGAGGGCACGGGGCGGGGCACGGGGAGCCUCGGAGGAGCUCCCAGCUGCCUGCCGAAGUGGGAAUGAAGAUGCGGUCAAGGCAUUCCUGCAGAAAGUGGUUGGCCCCAGGGGGCUCAGCGACUGCGAGGAGGCACUCUUCGAUGUGUAUGGAGAGUCGGUCCUUCAUCAUGCCGUGCACGGUUCUCACAUAGAGGUGGCACAUUUGCUUCUGGAUGUCGGCCUCGUGCAGGUCGAUAUUCCGAAUGCCCGGAACGAAACCGCGCUGGCCAUUGCAUGUCGCAAAGGGGAUGCCUCCAUGGCUUCCUUUCUGCUGAAGGCAGAUGCGAACCCAAACUGUGCCGAUUCCAACGGCCUCACACCGUUUCUAGCAGCGGUGCUGGGUGGUGCCAACAGUGACUUCUUGGAGAUGCUCUUAGCGGCGAGCGUGAGAUCGUCUUGCGUGGAAGCGGAGUUUUAUGAUGAUGUUGCCAUUGGAUGGAACGAGCUGUUCGAGGAAACGGCACCCGCUGCAGGCCGGGUGAGAGAAUCGCCCAGCGGGCUGCCAGUCCCUCCGCUUCCAGCGAAGAGGAAGACGCGGCCGCCACCAUAUCUCCGCAUGGGAGGUGGCAAGAAGAAUGCAAUCGAGCAUGGCAUCAAGUUCGCCAGGUGGGUUGGUACGCAGACGCCGCUCUGGCGAGAUCGGCAGGAAGCUGUUUCAAAGUUUGCUGCAGCCAGAAGGAGCAUGGAGAAACCUCCAGAGCGACUUCUCAGAUGCAACUCCAGAGACCCCAGCCCAUCUUUGUCCUCGGACGAAGUGAAGGCGUUGAAAGCGUCUCCCAGCCCCAAAGUGCUUGUAGCGAGUGCUUUCGCGGCAGCAGAGCAGGGCCAGGAAUUCGACUGCGCCAGGCACAUUUGGUCUCUAAAGACUUUGCCCCGUGGGCCUGAUGUUCGCAAAGCUGUCGAUGCACCUUGCGAUGAUUUAAGGACGACCCUGUUGCAGAAAGUUGCAGCCAAGGGAUUCGAGCGACCGCUCUCGUACCUACUGGACAUGGCUGCCAAUGUGAUGCACAAAGACGCGGAUGGGCGCACUGCCUUGCACAUGGCUGCCGGCCAGGACAAGGAGGACAUCGCGAAGAUGUUGCUCUCUCGCGGGCACGCGCACGUGAAUGCGAGGGAUAAGGAUGGAAAGACCCCCCUCCAUGUCGCCUUAGCGGGAGGCCAAAGGAACUCCGAGAAAGUGGCCAAGGUCCUUCUCCGCUUCGGUGCAGACGCCCAGGUGGUGCAAGCACAGGUGCAGGGCCUUUCGGAGGAGUUCCAGGCAUGGAUGGAUCGGCAUGUUCAACGGCAGGAACACCUGGCCAAGCGAGCCGGCAAAAUCAACUGGAACAGACGGGUCAAGGCUUUGGGCACAUUUCUUCCUGCCCAUGUUGUGGCCCCAAAACUGGUUCUCACCCCGGUCGGUUACUGCCCGGUGGAGGAGGACGGCAAGCAGGUUCAGCUGAAGCGCGGGAUCCGCUACGCGAAGAAGCGCCGCGGUCCCUCCGAGCCGAGGGGUCGAGAACGGCUGCGCUUCUGCCCCAUAAAUCAGAUCAGGAAGCCGGCUGAGAUCGUGGACUUGGAGCUCGACCAGCUUCGAAGCCAGCUUGGAGCAGAACACGGACGAAGACGCAAGGAGAUGCGGCAACUGCGCCGCCUGCGCCGCCGUUGUCGAUUGCAACCACACGAGGACUUGGAUGAAGUGGAGGAGCGCCUCGGGGUUGGGAAGCUCUCGCUGGAGCCGCUCGGCUCCGAGGGCCUCCGCUCGGCCAGGAGCCCUCGACGUCCAGAUCCUCCGAAGCUUCGGUGUCAGGGACUCAGAGCCCGUCGCGGCAAUGCCCUGCAUGCGCGAUCUGCGAGGAUGCAGUGCCUUCGGGACGACAUGCUGGCCCGUUUGACACACGGAGCUCCCACCUGCAACAUGCCGGUUGAGACAUCCGUGAGCUUCAUUGCAAGUGUGCCGUCCCGGUUCCCGGUCCUCGGUCUCACCCAGUUUCACCUCGCCUUGAGUGGCAACUUGAAGCUGAUGAAGUGGUUGACCAGCCACGCCGUCGAGUUGGACUUGCAGACAGAACACGGCACUUCUGCUCUCAUGCUGGCCUCCAAACGUGGCCUGGCAGAGGGAGUGGCUCUGCUGCUUGCGGCCAAAGCCAACCCGAAUCUCUCGGACAAGGCCGGCUGCAGCGCUUUGAUGCAAGCCGUGGGCCGCCCAGAGGUGACGGGGCUCCUCCUGGAGGGCGGUGCUUCGGUGGACUUAGUCGACUCGGCCGGCCGCAACGCACUCUUCCACGCCGUCAUCAGCGGUGAGGUGCCGGCGGUCGAAGCGGUCCUGGCUCGCGGAGGUCGCAUCAACAUUCUGGACGAGGACGGGCGGUCACCCCUUUACCAGGCUUGCCUCAUGGGUGCGGCGACCCUUGCAAAGCUGCUUUUGGCAGCGGGUGCAGAUUCGAACCUGGCCGGGCGCGCGGCUCCUGUACGGCCGGCCAGUGAAGAGGAAAACGAGGACGGCGCCGCCAGAGUGCUUCUUGAAGAGUCCCGCACAUGCCUCCAGGUCUGCGCGAUGCUUGCUCACAACGAGCUGAUGCUGUGCUUACUGGAGCACAGUGCGGACAUCAACGCAGCUCCUGGCAGUCUAGGCUGGAGCGCCCUGCACCUGUGCUCAGCGGUGAGCAACCAGGAAGGUGCCGAGCUGCUCCUGUCGCGGGGAGCCUCCGCCUUGCUCGAAGACGUUGAGGGAAACACGGCAAAGAGACUGGCGGAGCGCGCAGGAAACGACCUGCUCGUGGAGCUGCUCUCAGAGGUGCAGCAGAUACCAGAAGGCGUUCCAUCCACUCCAGCACGGCGCAAGCAGAUGAUGAAGGGACAGCUGCCGCCGUUGACGAACAGUGCGGCAGAAACGGAGGCUCCCGAAGAUCAGGAGCUUCUCGAGGCGUUUCGAGAAGAGUGGGAGCCCCGUGAAGCGAUGGACUCAUUGCUCGACCGCGUCUUCGGCCCCAUGGUUCACGAUGCCAUGCUGUGCGAACAGUGGCGUGACCGACUUGAGGCCCAUACCUAUGUCCACCAAAACUUUGCCCAGGUGAACACUAAUGCUGCGGACUUGGUGCGAGCUGUGAGCGAGGCCACACGUAUUGCUGCCAAGGACAAGAUGCCCAAGGUGUUUCACGCGGCGCUCGCCACCUUGGAAGAGCUCUUGUCCGAUGCGCGUAUUGAUGAGAUCAGCACAGAAGACUUUUUAGGGAUGUUGCGAUUCGAAGAGGACACUGAGAAUCUUGUGGCGGUUCUUUUGGACAAGACCGAUGUGGGUGGUGGUUCGAGCAAAGCUACCUCACCCCAGCAGGCAGCUGCCACCGCGCUGUGUUCCUGCGUGCUUCAUGGUCGCGUACCUUUGGACGAAGCGGCUUGGCCUUUGCUGUCUCGAAUCGCAGAGCGACUUCGAUCGAUCCAAGGGUCCAAGGACCGGUCAGAGCAGGCCAAGACGCCGAAGUGUCUGGCAGCCAACUUGAAGUUGCUGGGUCGCAUGCUGAACGCAUUUGGCUUGCAGCAAUCUGGCCUGUUUCGGCGUGCUAUUGUGCUACCUCUGCUGCUCCUCGCAUGCAGCGCGGAGCACUCGAAAGUCCGGGCAGCAUCGGGCGACUGCCUGCUGCAGCUGCUGGCGCUCAGCGGAGGCAUGGAGGAGCGGUUGUGGAGCCUCCUUCCUCCCAAGGCCCGCAAGCGCAUCGAAAGUUUGGCUUCCGGCCACGAGGGCAUCGCCCUCUUGUCGGCAGUGGCGUGCGAUGAGGAUGCCGCAGCCAAGGAGGACAUUGUGGCAGACGAUAGUCGUGCAGGUUCCUUCAUCUGUGCAUCCGAGCUGAACCAGCAGGUCUGGGCCAGUCUCCAGGCUGGCCAGGCCGAGAUUGCCAGGCCGCCUGCGGCGCCGACUGACGGUUCCGAGCAAGCGGGCGCUGAUGACGGAGCGGCAGAGGCUUUCGGUCAGUCUUUCUCAAGCAAGAACUGGCAGGAGCGGGCGGAGAGUAUCAGCAAAUUGGCUUCGGAGCUUCUCACAGCUGGCAGCGGUGUCAAGUGCCUGGCGGAUGCCGAGGGGGCUGGUGCCACAGGCCCACUUCUGUCUCAAUACGUGCUGUCGGGGCUUAGAAUUUCAAUGCUGCAGGCCCAGCUAUCGGCUUUGCUGUCAGACACGGUGACGGCCGUGUUUGUGGGUGCCGCCGAUCUGCUCCGACUGAUCUGCAGCCAUGUGCCGCUGUACAUCGCGCCGCUCUUCUUGGAGCCUUUGCUUCCCCAGCUCUUCGCGCGGCUGCUCGACACCAGCCAGAAGGUGAGGCAGAAGGCGGUGGAGACCACGUUAGAGGUUGGAGCCUUGCAUGGCAACGCGUUGAGCGAGAUGGUUGUGCAAUGCGUUGCCAGUGGCAGCGCGUGGACAUGUGCAUCACAAACAGCCGUUGACCGGAAUGGUAGCGACCGCAGUGCUGGACCGCGGCUGCAGCUGCUCGGUCAAAUGGUGAAGCGAGUGCAGGAUCGCGCCUCUGGCUGGUCGUCAGAGACCUGGAACGCCCUGGCGGAGUAUGCUCUCAAGGCCUCGGAGAACAAGAGUGCUGAGGUCAGAAAGGAGGCUGCGAACCUCCUGAAUGGCAUGGCUCAAGUUGAAGGCCAAGCAGCCGAGAUUGCCGAGGCCGCGCUGGCUCAGCUCAAGGCGAUGGCUGACGAGAAGGCCAGGCAGAAGAUGCGGCCAGGCACCGGUGUCAGGCCAUUGACGGGGACGAGAGUGGGCACGGCGGGGUCCCGCCCGAGCACAGGUGCACAAAGCAACCUCGGGGGCACUGGCAAGUUGUCAAACAUGGGAUCAACUGGAGGUUUCACCUUGACGAUGAACUCUUCAGGCCGCCUGAGCACUGCAAACAGAUCUCGGGGGACAGGCUCAAGUUUUCGUCCCGGCACGGGGAGAAGGCCUGGCACCGGCAUGAGCAGGGCGACCAUGGAGGACGAGAGCGACAACUCCGUGCACAGCGAGGCCCCGGCUGUCGAGGCGGAGCCGGGCCCUGGUGGUUUCGAUGAGGCCUGCGGGGCAUCUCUCCGCAGGAGUUUCGCCUCUUUGUUCAUGCCGUCCACAACUGCGCCUUGA
Symbiodinium necroappetens is the source of this 5679-nucleotide messenger RNA. The record is from the annotation of a GenBank genome assembly. NCBI's taxonomy places the organism in Eukaryota, Dinophyceae, Suessiales, Symbiodiniaceae.